AUGGAGUUUGAUGAACAAGAAGAGCUUAACGGUGUCCGUUUCGCCUGGAACACGUUUCCGUCCACAAAAGCAGAACUGGCCAAGAUAGUUGUACCAACGGGUGUCUUGUACACGCCUUUAAAAUAUAGACCAGGCAUGAUGGUGGUUGGCCACGAUCCAAUCCUCUGUCACCUGCCAAGUUGUCGAGCAGUUUUGAACCCAUACUGUACCAUUGAUCCUUCCGGCUUCUGGAUUUGUCCGCUUUGUGGUACCCGUUCCCCGUUGCCUCCAAGCUAUCAUGGCAUGACUCAGGAAAACUUGCCAGAGGAGUUGAAGGGCACCUCCUCCACCAUGGAAUACGUCACAUCCAAGCCAGUGCAGCAUCCUCCAAUUUUCUUGUUCGUGGUGGACUUGUGUCAGGAUGAGGACAACUUAAGGGCAUUGAAGGAAACGUUAGUGAUAUCGCUUUCAUACCUUCCUCCAAAUGCUUUAGUGGGCUUAAUAACAUACGGCUCCAUUGUCCAGGUCUACGACUUGGGCGCAAGCACCGUCAACAAGUCUUACAUUUUCCGUGGAGACAAGGAUUACACAGAGAAGCAGGUGGCUGAUAUGUUGAAUAAGCCUGUGAUUGCUCAGCCAGGUCAGAUAGGUAUUCAAAGCUCCUUGCAAAGAUUCUUCUUGCCAAUUGAGGACAUUGAGCAUCAGUUGACUUCUCUUCUUGAGAACUUGACCCCAGACCCUUGGCCUGUUGCUCAUGGUGACAGAGCCAAUCGCGCUACCGGUUCUGCUAUCAACGUGGCUGCCAACUUGCUUGGUAGUACCUUCUCUGGUUUCGGCGCAAGAAUCUUCUUGUUUUCCGCUGGCUCUUGUACGCUCAACCCAGGUAUGAUUGUUGGUCCCAAAUUGAAGGAGGCUAUCAGAUCUCACUCCGACAUCGACAAGGAGAACGCUAAGCAUUAUAAGAAGGCCGUGAAGUUCUACGAGAGCAUCGCCGCCAGAGCAGUGAAGCAUGGCCACACAAUUGAUUUGUUUGGUGGAUGCUUGGACCAGGUCGGCUUCUUGGAAAUGAAGUCCAUGUGCUCAAAUACUGGUGGUGUGUUGUUGUUGUCUGAUGCCUUCACAACCUCUAUUUUCAAGCAAUCUUUCUUGAAACUUUUCAGCAAGGAUGACCAUGACUUCUUGCUCAUGGGUUUCAAUGGCACCCUUGAUAUCAAGUGCUCCAGAGAAUUGAAGGUCAGUGGGUUGAUCGGCCAUGCAUCUUCAUCUAAGGUCAAAUCUCCAAAUGUUUCUGAAAACGAAGUGGGUAUUGGAGGCUCUUCAAAAUUCAAAAUGUGCUCACUCACUCCACAAAGCACGCAAGCCAUAUUUUUCGACGUUGUCAACAACCUGCCAUUGCCACCAAACGCACAAUCAUACAUUCAAUUCAUCACGCACUAUCAGCAUGCCUCUGGCACCUACAGAAUUAGAGUCACAACUGUCUCUAAUAUUCUAACGGGCGAUGAGCAGACUUUGACGCAGUCCUUUGACCAAGAAGCGGCUGCAGUCUUGAUGGCAAGAAUCACCUUGUUCAAGUCAGAACAAGAUGAUGGCGCAGAUGUCUUGAGAUGGAUCGACAGAAUGUUGAUCAAAUUGUGUCAAAAGUUCGCAGAUUACAGAAAAGAUGUUGAAGCCUCCUUCAGAUUGCAUCCACAAUUCAGUUUCUUCCCACAGUUCGUGUUUUACUUGAGACGUUCUCAGUUCUUGCAAGUCUUCAACAACUCGCCCGAUGAGACUGCGUUCUAUAGACACGUUCUUUUGACGGAAGACUGCGCUAACUCCUUGCUUAUGAUUCAGCCAACCUUGACCGCAUUUGCGCUCGAUUUAGAAGCCCCAGAGCCAGUGUUGUUGGACUCCGUUUCCAUCAAGGAUGACAGAAUCUUGCUCUUAGACACUUUUUUCCACAUCUUGAUAUUCCACGGCAAAACCAUUGCCAACUGGCGCAAGGCUGGUUACCAAGACCAGGAAGAAUACUCGGACUUCAAAGCCUUAUUGGAUGAGCCUAAGCUAGAAGCAGGUGAGUUGUUGGUUGACCGUUUCCCAUUGCCCAGAUUUAUUGAUACCGAGGAAGGCGGUUCGCAGGCCAGAUUCUUGUACUCCAAGUUGAACCCUAGUACUUCUUACAACUCCGAGGAAUUUGCGCCUGGUGCCGUUGUCUUGACUGAUGACGUUUCUUUGCAGGUGUUUAUGUCGCACUUGCAGAAGUUGGUGGUCUCUGGAUCCAACUAA
Molecule: messenger RNA, 2244 nt
Organism: Candidozyma pseudohaemuli
Lineage: Eukaryota; Fungi; Ascomycota; Pichiomycetes; Serinales; Metschnikowiaceae
Gene: SEC23
Product: GTPase-activating protein
Exons: 1
Coding region: 1-2244 (747 amino acids)
Biological process (GO): endoplasmic reticulum to Golgi vesicle-mediated transport; intracellular protein transport; COPII-coated vesicle budding
Cellular component (GO): endoplasmic reticulum exit site; COPII vesicle coat
Molecular function (GO): GTPase activator activity; zinc ion binding
Source: RefSeq, a predicted model, not a curated record